AUGAAAGGUUUCCUUCUGUUAAAUCUAUUUCUAAUUUAUUCUCAAUAUUGCGGUAGUAUCCAUUUGGUAAUAUUCCUUUCAGAAGAACAAUCGGAUUUGUAUCUAGCGGCAGAAUUGGCAAUUAAUAAGCAUAAUUUAUUGCAAGAUAAUGACUCGAAUAAAUUUGUAACUGUAAAUUUUUAUAAAAUUAACCACAAAGAUCUAAGUUCAUGGAGUAGUUCUAUCAAAAAUGUUUGUUUAAAUAUACAAAAUGAUCAGGCGAAACAUCCAGAUCUUUUGAUUGAUCUUACACCGUCAUCAGAAGCCAGUUGUGGUAUUCAGAAAUUAGCUCAACAGAUUGAUUCAGGAAUUAUAUCAGUUAAUUAUUAUGACUGUCCACCGUUGCACAUUAAUCAAACUCUUGCAAAUGACUCAUAUAUAAUGACAGAAUUGAAUAUACCCUCAGUAAGAUUUCCACCUAGUGCAUUAGCAUCUGCAUUGUCUGCUUUUGGAAAUAUGAUUUCUGGUACUCUUCGAACAGAAACUAUAGUCCGAAAAACCGAUGAAACUGACUCCCAGACCACAUUUUCAGACUAUCGUGACUAUCCGUCCAUAAGACGAUUCUAUCUUACAUUACCGUCACAAUUGAAUGAAUCACAGUUAACUCAAUCUCUAAGAGAAACAAAAAAUGUGGUUCUGACUAAAUUAUGGCUAUUGUUAGUUGAUUCAAAGACAGUGUGGACUAUACUUUCAACUAUGGCUAAAUUCCAACAAACUGAUGUACAGAAUUGGAUUAUUUAUGAAGAGCAUAUUAACUGUGAUUUCUUAUGUGUGGAUAAGAACUUAACUGGAAAACUAAAUUGUUUAACAGACAGUAAUUUCAAUAAACUGUAUUGCUUGAAGGUUAACACUGCCGGUGCAGAUCAGCAAGAACUGGAAUUGAUACAAAAUUCUUACGGAAAGAUUUGGAAUAACGAAUCCUUUAAACAGUUUAGUGCUUUAACUGCAUAUGAGACUGUUAAAUCUGGUCUACUGGCACUGAAUUCUUUACUAAUCAAUGAACAAUGGUCAGAAGGAAUUAGAUCACCGAACGCAAGCAAGAAAAUCUGUGAUUCACCAAUGCCUACUGUCGAUCCCACAAUGAGAUUUUAUCGUUACUUAGAAGCUAUAACCAGGCUGCCUAAACGAAAUGGUACUAUCGGACUAAUUGAUUUUAACAAAACAGUAACCAAUCAACAUGUUGUUUUUCAUUUACAACAAUGUUUCGGAGAAUCGAACACAUCAAAAGCAAUGUGCCAUGAUGUAAAUUCAACCUUUACUUAUCCACAGAAUAAAAUCAUAUAUAACCAGAACAUACCUGAAUCAGAGAGGCGCCAAAGAAUACAUGUUAGUGUUAUACAUGAUCCACCGUAUGCAGUACGUUUAAAGGAAAAUAAGUGGACAGGAUAUUGCGUAGAGGUAUUUGAAGAAAUAGCUAGACGAUUAAAUAUUGAUUAUGAAUACGUAGAGGAGACUGAUGGUGAUUACGGCACUAGGCUUGAGAACGGUCAUUGGUCAGGGAUGAUUGGUCAAGUUUCUAGAAAGAAUACUGAUAUUGGCUUGGGACCAUUGGUUCUGGAUGCAGAAAAAUCUUUGAUUGUUGACUUUACAGUACCGUAUUACGAAUCUGUUGGCAUUACAAUGGUUAGCAAAAUAAAUGAAGAUCUUAAACUUGGUGCAUUAUUUUUUCUUGAUGUAUUCACGUGGGAUGUUUGGGUAACGUCUGUCGUAGUUGUAUUUGUUAUCGGUUUCCUGUUGGCAUUCAUUGAUAAAUAUUCCCCGUAUAGUUAUCAAAAUCAACCUAAAAAAGGUGAUGGCGAAUCUAUGGGUACAGUAUUUACUGUAAAAGAAUCCCUCUGGUAUGUAUUAGGUUCCUGCACUCAACAAGGUGAAUACAUGGAUCCUCGUUCAGCCUCAACACGCAUCUUAGUAGCCGGUCUCUGGUUGUUGGUUCUUAUUAUAAUUGCUAUGUUUUCGGCUAAUUUAGCGGCAAAAUUAACCGUCUCAGGUUUGGAAGGAGAAAUUAAUACAUUCAAGAAACUAAUUGAACAAAAAGGAGUCAAAUAUACAGUUAGAAGCAACUCAUCAGAACUGAAAUUCUUUGAGAGGCUGAAAAGUGCUGAAGAAUUUAUUUUUGAAAUAUGGAAACAAAAAGUUGUAUAUAACAAUGAAUUUACAGCAAAUUAUACAGUUUGGCAAUAUCCAGUCACUGAAAAGUAUGGAUUACUUUACAGCAGAAUGCGUGAAUGGGGUUUUUCAAAUAGCCAUGAAGAAACUAUGAAACUUAUCAACGAUGGUUGGGUAAUAUUUAUGGAAACUCCAAAGGCUGAUUAUUACAUAGCUAAUGAAUGCAAACUGAAACGAUUCGGUAACCGUAUAGGAAGUUGGUAUUAUAGUAUGAUAUUACUACCGCGUUCUCCGUUAACUUCGGCUAUUAAUGAAAUAAUUUAUUCUUUAGAAGCAGAUUAUACACUGGAUAUGUUGAGGGCUAAAUGGUGGGCGAGUAAUACAAGUCGCUGUGGAACAUUAUCUGUCGAUGAAGGAUAUGAUUUUGAAGAAGUUGGUGGCAUGUUCACGUUACUUGGAUGUGGACUUUUAAUUGGUGUUAUAUUACUAAUCUCAGAAAUUGUUAUCUUUCAUAUACUGUUGAAGAAACAACAGACGAAGGUCUUGAGUAAAUCUCCAGGCCAACCGCCGGAACCUGAAACAAAUAGCGUACGCAAAACAAUACAAGAAGAGGACGAAAGAAUGCAUAAUUUAUCUGCGAGAAAUCCAGUUGCAUCAAGCUCAAUAACAAUCACUACGACUGAUUAUAAUGAGCCUAAUGAAGAUGAGGGAUCCUUAAACGAAUAAUUGAUUAUAACUGCUCCUAAUAGUCACUCCACUGUCAGUCUUAAUAUAUGAAGUUUUAGAAAGC
Schistosoma turkestanicum is the source of this 2935-nucleotide messenger RNA. NCBI's taxonomy places the organism in Eukaryota, Metazoa, Platyhelminthes, Trematoda, Strigeidida, Schistosomatidae. The record is from the annotation of a GenBank genome assembly.